UCCUUUCUUGAUUUGGAUGCCCAGCAGUGUCCACACCCCAGAGAAGAGAUGAUGAUAAGGAUAUUUGUCCUGCUGGCCAUCUUUACUGAGACAUUGGCAGGCCCGUGUACCCCAAAUAAAGCAGAUGUUAUUCUUGUAUUUUGUUAUCCUAAAACCAUCAUCACAAAAAUACCAGAGUGUCCCUAUGGUUGGGAAGUGCACCAGCUGGCUCUUGGAGGGGUGUGUUACAAUGGAAUCCAUGAGGCAGGUUACUACCAGUUCAUAAUUCCUGACCUGUCACCUAAAAACAAGUCCUAUUGUGGAACCCAAUCUGAGUACAAGCCCCCCAUCUACCAUUUCUUCAGCCACAUUGUGUCCAAUGACAGCACAGUGAUUGUGAAGAGCCAACCAGUGAAUUACUCCUUCUCUUGUACGUAUCAUUCAACCUACUUGGUCAACCAGGCUGCUUUUGAUCAGAGUCCUUAUGCAAAACUCUCUCCCCUUUCCAGAGUGGCCACAGUACAUGUCAAGAAUGGGAGCAUGGGGUCCUUUGAAAGCCAGUUGUCUCUGAACUUCUAUACUAAUGCCAAGUUCUCCACUAAAAAAGAAGCCCCUUUUGUGUUGGAAACCUCAGAAAUUGGGUCGGAUUUGUUUGCAGGCGUGGAAGCCAAAGGGUUAAGCAUUAGAUUUAAGGUUGUCCUGAACAGCUGCUGGGCCACACCUUCAGCAGACUUCAUGUAUCCCAUGCAAUGGCAGCUAAUUGGUAAAGGAUGCCCCACUGAUGAAACUGUUCUGGUGCAUGAAAAUGGCAAGGAUCACAGAGCAACUUUUCAGUUCAAUGCUUUCCGCUUCCAGAAUGUGCCCAAAUUGUCCAAGGUUUGGCUACACUGUGAGACAUUCAUCUGUGACAGUGAAAAGUUCUCCUGCCCAGUGACCUGCGACAAAAGGAAGGGUUUCCAUGAAGAGACUGGAGGAGUGUUAGUUGUGGAACUUUCUAUCCGUAGCCGAGGCUUCUCCAAUCAUUAUGCUUUCUCAGAGAUUCUCUAUCACCUGGUCUUCAUGCUUGGCUUCUAUGCUGUGAUAGGAGGCCACAUGGCCGCUGUGGCCCCUUGACCCAAGGUCACCCUUUGCUGAUGACAAACUCAUGUUCAUUUCUGCUGCCCAAAGCAGCAAAAGAUUCUUUGAUCAGGAAUGUGAAUAAAACUUGGGCAGGUUUUUAUUUUCAGUAAUUUUUCGAAAUUUCUCAGAUCUGGAGGGGUUUUGUUUAGUUUUUGUUCCCCAAUUUCUGUCUGUUGCUACUUCUCAGGAUUGAAAGGGGCUUUCCUCUUCAUUCAGUGCCUCUUCCUUUAAUAGGAAGACGCUUUUUUUUUCUUUCCAAAUGUAAGGGCUGCAGUGGAGUCCUUUGAAAACUAUACUAAAGAUAACAGUGUAGGGGCCAAACAAAGCUGACCUUUUGAAGGGGAGCUGAGGGCCAUUCAUUUUGAAUCAAUCCCACUGUAGGAUGCCUAAGAAAGGUCAGCUCUUCAGAUAAGCAUGAUUUUGUCUAUACAGAAAUGCCAGGUUCAGGCUUCCAACCCCUGACAUAAAUGUGGACUAGUGAGCACUAUAGGGAAAACCAGGAAUCUCCAGCCUUUUCUCAGCUUUGCCACAAAAUAAAUUCAUGGUCUGACCACUUAAAGAGACUUCAAGCACCAUCAAUGAAUGGCUCUUUUUACUAUAUUAAAGUAAUAUAGCACCUAGCAUAGUAGGCACUCGAUGCUUAUUUGCAGUUCAGAGUGAAAUAGAAAUAGGAAUACUUACUGCACACUUGUGUAUACAAAGUGCUUUCCACAUGCCCCAGUUCAUUUGCGUAAUCUGAAACCCCAAACUGCACAAGUCACACACACACACACACACACACACACGCACACACACACACCCCUCCAAAAACAAAUGAACAGUUGCUGAUUCAACAAUAGGAGUUUAUUGUAGUGACUAUAUAACCAGUACAGCCUUCAGUUUAAACCACAGUGCCCAAACCCAUUUGGGAAAUUUCUUCUCUAACAGUUUCAACUUUUAGUAGGGGAGAACACAAGGGAGAAGCAUUUUAUUCUAAUCAGAAACCUCUCAGCUAGUAAAUAGUAAAUUUAUAUUCCCAUUCCUGUGAAUAUAAAUUUUUAUCCAGCAGAGCAAAUCAACGUCUAUGUUGGAUUUGGUUUAUUUUAUUAUCAAAUUUUAUAAU
This is a messenger RNA of Dromiciops gliroides (monito del monte), 2200 nucleotides long. RefSeq names its product tectorin beta (gene TECTB). The record is from RefSeq and is a predicted model, not a curated record. Bases 49 to 1092 code for a protein of 347 amino acids. The transcript has 10 exons. Gene Ontology annotation, cellular component: cell surface. Lineage: Eukaryota; Metazoa; Chordata; Mammalia; Microbiotheria; Microbiotheriidae.